This is a messenger RNA of Trametes versicolor FP-101664 SS1, 639 nucleotides long. RefSeq lists its product as uncharacterized. The record is from RefSeq and is a predicted model, not a curated record. Bases 1 to 639 code for a protein of 212 amino acids. The transcript is spliced from 3 exons. Lineage: Eukaryota; Fungi; Basidiomycota; Agaricomycetes; Polyporales; Polyporaceae.
AUGGGCAUCUUCUCGUUCAGAAAACGGUCAAACCAGCCUCUCUCCUCCGUGCGCAAGGUCAAAUUCGCCGCAUCGCAAUCGCUCUCCCGCGUCAAGGACCCCCGCACCGCCGUGGCCCUCGACAUGCGCGCGCCGUCGCCGUUCCCGCGCGGGCGGCCUGUAAAACAGUACACCGUAGGAGGCAAGUCGCGCGUUGCCGUGGGCAUCGGGAAAUGGCGUACUACCCCCCGCCGCUCGCGUCCGCUGUUGGUGAAGAAGGGGUCCUUGGGCGUGGAAGAGUCCUCUGGGUCUGAUAGCGCGUCCGAGAAGGAAACGAAGAAGGAAACGAAGAAGGGGGACCGCAAAAAGAGCAAGCCAUAUCAGUUGAGUGCGCGCUCCCGUUAUGAGCGCCGUGAACUCUUCGAGCCCGGAGAUCGUGUGAUGGUGAAGGACCAUGUAGGAGGGCGGCGUUGCAUUUGGCGCCACGGGGUGGUCGCCAGUUUCCAGGAGUUUCCUCCGAAGUUGAUCACACCCGAGUCAUCACUUAUGCUCUUCGCUGUGACGUACGAUGUAGGAGAAGAGCAACAGACAGGGUACUUCAACCCAACGAGGUACGGGAUUUUGUAUGACAGGCUCCUCUCGGCGUCAGGGAGCGACUGA